This is a messenger RNA of Sclerotinia trifoliorum, 291 nucleotides long. NCBI's taxonomy places the organism in Eukaryota, Fungi, Ascomycota, Leotiomycetes, Helotiales, Sclerotiniaceae. The record is from the annotation of a GenBank genome assembly.
AUGUCUGGAUUAGAGCCAGAUUAUGAAGAGAAUGAGUAUGGCAAUAUCAUUCGCCGCGCCCCGGUCAACUAUCCUUCUCGGCUUAUGAAUCACUCGCCUGAGCCUGAAGCUACGAAGGAGUACUGUCCUCUAAGGGCCCUUAGCGAUAAUGAGGGAAUGAGAAAGAAAUCUGUGAGUACAUUGCUGGUCCUUGGUUGCAUAUCUAGCGCUAUUGAUGCCGAUUCCUAGCCCGAAAAUCUCGACAGAGCGUGCAAGGAGACCAUUGAGAACACCAAGCGAGCGAACAAGUAA